Messenger RNA from Psilocybe cubensis, 753 nucleotides. RefSeq lists its product as uncharacterized. The coding region runs from base 1 to 753 and encodes 250 amino acids. The transcript has 4 exons. NCBI's taxonomy places the organism in Eukaryota, Fungi, Basidiomycota, Agaricomycetes, Agaricales, Agrocybaceae. The record is from RefSeq and is a predicted model, not a curated record.
AUGGAUAAUUUUGCACGUCUGGCUGUCAUCCAGGGGCUUAUUCCUGCUGCGCAGAACACCCAGCCUCGGGUCGGUGACGAUCGCAGACGCUAUGCUGUUUAUUUCUCUUCGAGGCCCAGUUUGCUCCCGAAGGCUAGCGAGACCGAUGCAGGAAGUACUUGGACUUUCUCCGCGUCGGAAUUGCCUCGUUCUGGAAGCUCUGGAAGCUCCAACAAUACUAGUGUUGAAAGCGGGGUCAUGACGCCUGCAAAACGGAUUGUCGAUAGUUACCGAGCUCGUCAUUCACUGGAACAGAUCAGCCAGACUUCUUCUGGUUCCAGUUACUCAUCAGAAUACUCGCAAACUAAUUCGUCGAACAAGUCGUCUCCGUUCGAAUCGCGUCCCUUCCCGACAGGAACCUUGAAACCGAAGUUACGACGCUCGCGCCACGAAGCUCUGCUUACUGCUUUGCAGGAAGCGCAAAAUAUCGCCAAUGUGCGUAACCUUGGACCUCACGAAACGAUUGCAUGCCCUCGUUCGGGGUGUCACGACUUGCUUCCUGGUAUACAUGCCUUGGCUUAUCAUCUAGACAUACACGAUAUACAUGACUGUACUAUCGGUUGUAAUCGCUGCAAAGAUCGUUUUGAAGAUCAGACGGCACUCCGUCUACAUCAAUGCAACAAGUCCCAUGUUUUUGCUCUUCCGUCCAUCUCUGCGUUCCCUCUUCGCUACGGAUUCCAGAAAGUUGUUGCCUUAUUACACAAAACGCUCUGA